Molecule: messenger RNA, 1479 nt
Organism: Gadus chalcogrammus (walleye pollock)
Lineage: Eukaryota; Metazoa; Chordata; Actinopteri; Gadiformes; Gadidae
Gene: matn1
Product: matrilin 1
Exons: 9
Coding region: 1-1479 (492 amino acids)
Molecular function (GO): calcium ion binding
Source: RefSeq, a predicted model, not a curated record
AUGACUCCCGCUGCGCCGGUGGUCCUGCUGCUGCUGGGGCUCAUGGGCGCCCACGCCACGCUGCCAGCAGUGCCCUCUCUCGCGGAACUCCGCACUGCCGCCGCAAUGGCGGCCGGUCUGUGCAAGACCCGCCCCACGGACCUAGUGUUCAUCGUGGACAGCAGUCGCAGCGUGCGACCCUCAGAGUUCGAGCAGGUCAAAGUGUUCCUGGCCAAGGUCAUCGAGGGUCUGGACGUCGGGCCCAACGCCACCCGCGUCGGAGUGGUGAACUACGCCAGCCGGGUGAAGAGCGAGGUGUCGCUGAAGACCUACCGCACCAAGGCAGGUCUGGUGAAGGCUGUGACCAAGAUCGAACCCCUGUCCACGGGAACCAUGACCGGUCUGGCCAUCCAGUUUGCCCUCAACGUGGCCUUCAGCGAAAGCGAGGGUGCUCGGGUCAAGUCCCCUGACAUCAGCAAGGUGGCCAUCAUCGUGACGGACGGGCGGCCCCAGGACAACGUGAAGGAGGUGGCCCAGCGCGCCCGCGACGCCGGCAUCGAGCUGUUCUCCAUCGGCGUGGGCCGCGUGGACAUGAACACCCUGAGGCAGAUGGCCAGCGAGCCCCUGGACGACCACGUGGACUACGUGGAGAGCUACAGCGUCAUCGAGAAGCUCACCAAGAAGUUCCAGGAGGCCUUCUGUGUGUCGGACCUGUGUGCGACCGGUGAUCAUGACUGUGAGCAGGUAUGCAUCAGCACCCCGGGAUCAUUCAAGUGUGCCUGCAAAGACGGCUUUACCCUCCUGGAUGACGGCCGCAGCUGUAGUGCAUGCAGCGGCGCCGCCACAGACGUGGUGUUCGUGAUCGACGGUUCCAAGAGCGUGCGGCCCGAGAACUUUGAGCUGGUGAAGAAGUGGAUCAACCAGAUCGUAGACAAGCUAGACGUCUCCGAGGCCAAGACCCAUGUAGGGCUGGUGCAGUACUCCAGCUCCGUCAAGCAGGAGUUCCCACUGGGGCGCUUCAACAACAAGAAGGACCUGAAGGACGCGGUGAAGAAGAUGGCCUACAUGGAGCGGGGGACCAUGACGGGCCAGGCCCUCCGCUACCUGUCCGACCACAGCUUCAACCCCAGCCAAGGCUCCCGCCCAGGGGUCGCCAAGGUGGGCAUCGUCUUCACCGACGGCCGCAGCCAGGACUACAUCGGAGACGCUGCCAAGAAGGCCAAGGAGAACGGAUUCAAGAUGUACGCUGUGGGAGUGGGCAACGCUGUGGAGGACGAGCUGAAGGAGAUCGCCUCAGAGCCCACGGGGGAGCACUACUUCUACACGGCCGACUUCAAGACCAUGACCCAGAUCGCAAAGAAGCUGCAGAUCAACAUCUGCGAAGAGGAGGACCCGUGCGAAUGUGAUUCCCUUGUAAAGUUCCAGAAAAAAGUGGAGGAAGCACUCCAGGCACUGACAAAAAAACAUAUCCUUUACCUGCAGUCGGAGGAAUGGUGGUAA